Monomorium pharaonis (pharaoh ant) is the source of this 4247-nucleotide messenger RNA. RefSeq names its product peptidyl-prolyl cis-trans isomerase. Lineage: Eukaryota; Metazoa; Arthropoda; Insecta; Hymenoptera; Formicidae. Gene Ontology annotation, biological process: protein peptidyl-prolyl isomerization. Bases 19 to 993 code for a protein of 324 amino acids. The record is from RefSeq and is a predicted model, not a curated record. Gene Ontology annotation, molecular function: peptidyl-prolyl cis-trans isomerase activity. The transcript is spliced from 5 exons.
CGGAAAUUUUAUGUCAUUAUGAAUAAUAAAAAACGUAAGAAAUCCCGUCAUGUGCACGUUGUACCAAAAAUCGAUAACAAACCUCCGCAUCUCGACGUAUCUAUUUAUUUGAAAGCUCACGAUUUACAACAAGAUGCCAUACGAGUUAAACAAAUAGAUAAAGAAAAUAUAAAACUAUUGAAGAAGAUAAACAUAAUUCAUCGAUUAGGGGGAACUGUAAAUUGCUGGGCACCGGAUAUCAAAUAUAAAUCAAAAUUUCAGGAUCAAGAUUAUAAAAAUAAUAUAAUUAUGCAGAAAAACAGAGUUAUGUUAAAGAAAAUCCAUCAAGCAAAAAGUCAAUAUCCCGCUCGUAAAUUUUUGGAAAAGUGGAAAAGUAUGCAUGAAACGGUAGAGCAUCAUGCAAGAUACAUUUCAGUGAUAGAAAAAAGAUCUGUUGCAUUAGAUGUAGUAAAACAAUUAUCAGAGAAAAGUCGGACAAGGUGUUUCUUCGACAUUGGACUUAAAGAAGAAAAUCAAAACUUAGGGCGUAUAGUGUUCGAACUCUACGACUGUUUCGUACCACGCACAUGCAAGAACUUUGCAGCUUUCUGCCGUGGAGUAAACGGAUUGUCGUACAAGAACACUCCAUUUCAUCGUAUUGUCUCUGGUUACUGGUGUCAAGGAGGGGAUGUUACGAAGUUUGAUGGGACCGGUGGCACCUCCAUAUAUGGUGAUUCAUUCGAUAAAGAAAAGUCUAAUUUACGUCAUACAGGACCCGGUAUCCUUUCAACAUGCGACAACGAUGACGGAAAAAAUGACUCCAAAUUCAAUCUUACAUUUAAAUGUUUGAGAACUAUAGAUGGAGAUAAGACCGUUUUUGGCCGAGUAACAAGCGGAAUGAACAAUAUCUAUAAGAUCGAGGAAUUCGGUACGAAGACCGGAAAGCCAAUAAAAUCAGUGAUUGUAUUAAAUUGCGGAGUUCUAUCGUCGAAGUUGUCCAAGUUUCAAAUAUAAACAAAUUGUAUUAACUUCAUACGUAAAAAUAUAAAUUUAGUACAAAUUCCAACUGUGUGUAUGAAUAAUUAUAACUUCAAUAUCGUUCUAUCAGAAAUCAGCAAUUAGAUAAAUUUAAAAGAUAAUCUUAUAAAUUUUAUAAAAACAUAUAAAGUAAAAAAAGCUACUGUGUCUCGUAGCGGAUAAUACCUAAAAAAAAUUGUUUUUGCCCACUCUUCGCGAUUAUAACUAAUCUAAAUUUGAAAUCUUACAAAUAAUAUUAGUGUCCGGUAUUAGAUGCUGUCUGGACACUAAAAAAAUUUCCUCUUUAUUAUUCCUCCUAAUUAUAAGUCUGCUCUGUUAAAUACUAUAAUAGCGAAUAAUAAAGUAAAGAUCAAAUAAGACUUUUACUUAAUUUAUUUUUUAUUUACACUAGAUACCACAGAUGCGCGUGCUAAUAGCCUUUUUUACUUUUCCAAAAUAAAUUGUAAUAAUAAUAGUAUAGAUAACUAUUCAUACAAAUUAUAAUUUUUCUAACUCCGCGAUGACAUCUUCUCAUGAAGUUAACACAACAGAAAACCAAUCAGCGUUGCAAAAAAGCGGUGACAACGUUUCGACAGAUUCGAUUAUCGAUUUCAUGUCUUAUCAUUAGCAAAACAAAAUGUGAAGAAAUUUCCUAAGAUUAAUAUUAGAAAAAAAAUUAUUUUUUAACAAUCAAAGCUCGGAAGCGCUCUGUUUAAUCCAAAGUAUUCAAACGCACAUGAAUAAUUUGUAGUGAUAACAAACACCUAGUAUAUAUGAACAUUUAAUUAAUUGUGAACAAACUUUGUUUGGAGGUUGUUGUUUGCUGGCUAUUGGUUGGUAACGAUUGGUUAAUUAAUGGUUAUCGGUUAGUGGCGGUUAAUUAAUGGUUAUCGGUUAGUGGCGGAUGAUUGGGUCCUGCUUUUUAAGAAAGUAAAAUAAAUAAUUCUAUCGGUGACUGCAUCUGCAAUUUGUUCCAAAUUGUACAAAUGCAACGAUAAUCAAUAAAAGCAAUGCCGUUAGAAAAGAUAUUAUUUAUAACAAUCUAGGCGCACAAGCGCUUUGUUUACUUCAAAGUACAAUCGCGUUCUUUAAUUGUAUAUAACGAAAACCGUUAAUAAUUGACGUUAAUAGUUGUCGGUUAGCGGUUGGUUGAAACCCGUUAGUGUUUGGGAAAGCAAAAUGAAUAAUUCCUUCGGUAAAUACUUCUGCGAUUUAUGUCAAAAUGUACAAAUGCGAAGACAAUCCCAAAGUACUGCAAUGACGUUAAAAAAGAUAUUGUAACAGGCGCGGAAACGCUUCGUUUACCACUCCAAAAUACAAUCGCGUUUUUUAAUAUAUAUAUAUAUAGCUUGAAAAUCAUUAAAUCUUAAUAUAAUUGAACAUAAUCCCUACAAUUUUAAUCUUUUUUAAUUUUUUUGUAAUACAAUCAAUCACAGAAACUGUUAAAAUUUAACCGUCAAUUGUCAAAUUUGAUAGCAGCAGACUGCACAGAGUAGAACAAUAAAACACAAACAUGACAAUCAAUCAAGAUCGCGGAAAAACAAUGACAAAAUCAAUAAUACACUUUUUUUCAAUGUAAACUUAUUUUGUAUAUUUAUUUGUUUUAAAAAUUGUAUAGAGAUAUAAAAUAAAUUAAAAACAAAAUUUUUAUUUCAAUUACUCAUAAAAAUAACAUAUAUAUUUUAUAAAAAAUAUUUUUAACCCUCUGUAGUCACCUAAGUCCAGUAAACUCCCCAAAUGGUCCAGUAGAAUUAGACUUUUUUUGUAAAAAAAAUUAAUAACUCAGCUUUGACUUUGCGUAAAGUAUAAUUAAUGUGCGUAAAGAUAGGUACGUUUACCACUUGCAAAAAGUUGGGAGUCAUUGCAAAAUUACAAGUUGAAGUGAAGAAAAAGCAGUUUUUUGCUUACGACUCGUAAACUAAAAAUGACCCCCAACUUUUUGCAAGUGGCAAACGUACCUAUCUUUACGCACAUUAAUUGUGCUUUACGCAAAGUCAAACCUGAGUUAUCAAUUUUUUUACAAAACGACCCUUUUUGAAGCUAAUUCUACUGGACUAAAAAUUUAGCAUUCUGUAUCAUUAUUUAAACAAAUUUCUUUUUCUCAUAAUAAAAUCAACUAAUCUUUUCAUUUUUUGGAAACAUUUAAUAAAGUCUUAACUUCUCAAAGGUUAGCAUUAAAAAUCGACAAUCUUCUAAUGUAAAUACAUCUUAUACAUGACGAAUAAAUAUACUGAUGGUCAUGACAAUGAUCAUAUAAAUUGAUUUCCUGCCUUAUUUCCCGCCUUAUCUUAAAAACGUUUGUAAAUUGUAAAAUUUAAUUUAUUUACUAAAUAUCAAUCAUUUAAAUGCAUUUUGUAUGUAUUCUAUGCUUCAUAAAAAAAAUCGAUUCGCAAACGCAAUGAAAUUCUAUAUAGUCAUUAUGAAUGCACUCCCACGAUCGUAAUAUAGAAAUGCCUGUGAUGAAUGGCAUUCAUUUUAGUAUUUGUUAAUUAAUUAAAAUAUUAGAUAAAGAAAUCUGAAUAAAAAGCUUAAUAUUAAAAUUAUAUUUUUAUAUAUAAAACUUUCUACACAUACCAAUAUUUUUCCAAAUUUUUCUCCAGUUUUUAAUCAAAUAUCUCUCAUUAAAAGUUUCUCGCACUACGUUAAAGUAUCCAUUUUAUAACACGGCCACGUACUCUACGGAAAACAUAAAAAUAAAUAAAGUUGCGGAAACAAAUAUGCAUUCAGUUAAUAAAAAAUAUAAACAGACAAAAAACAAAUAAACGAAUAUAAAUUGAGACAUAAAUUAAAUUGAUAGUAGGUAUAUGCGCUGGUUGCUGCAAUUUUAAAAACAGGUCAUACGAUUUAAAAAUUGAGACUCGCGUUAUAAUCUGAUCAUAAUCUUGAUUGAUAAACGGAAUAGAAUAUUCAUGAAAAAAACAAGUAAAAAAAUCUUACGAUUUCCGCUUUAUUAAAAUUUGCAUUACAAUUAAGAUAAAAGUUUAGACAAGUUAUCUGAGUUGUUCUAAAAAUUUUGUAUAUAUUUAAGAAAAAACUAAGUUUUUCUUAAUUCAUAAUCCAAUCACAUUAUUGCUAUACAUAUAUUAAUUACACGUAUUAUGAAGGGUAAACAAUGUGUACAACAUAACGUGAUAUAAUAAAACCACAUACUUCUAAGCCACUUCGAGAGAGAUUGACAAAUAUAAGUUUUAUUCCAUCUCAUUUAUUUCACGACUACUUGUAAUAGAAUCAGUGUAAUCAACAUAACAACA